AUGGCCAACAACCAAACAUUGAGGGAGCUGGCUGCUCCGGAGCUGACUCACCAGCCCUUAUGCAUCACAUUCCCCGCUUUGGCUGAGAAUACUGCUUUCGAACUGAAGUCGGGGUUGAUUCAACUCUUACCUUCUUUCCAUGGUCUCUCUGGCGAAGAACCCCACAAGCACGUAAAGGAGUUCGAGGUGGUCUGCUCUAGUAUGAAACCUCCUGGGGUCACUGAAGAGCAAAUUAGACUGAGAACCUUCCCGUUCUCUCUCAAAGAUGCAGCUAAAGAUUGGCUGUACUACCUACCAGCAGGUAGUAUUACCACAUGGGCGCAGCUGAAAAAGAAAUUCUUGGAAAAAUUCUUCCCUGCAUCCCGGGCUGCGAGUUUGAGGAAGGAGAUCUGCGGCAUUAAACAAUACCCCGGUGAGUCCUUGUACGAAUACUGGGAAAGGUUUAACAAGUUGUGCACUAGAUGCCCGCAGCAUCAAAUUAGUGAGCAACUGUUAAUCCAAUACUUCUACGAAGGGCUCCAAUCAACCGAUAGGAGUAUCAUCGACGCUGCAAGUGUGGGAGCACUGGCAAACAAGACACCAAGGGAAGCGUGGGAGCUCAUCGAAGCCAUGGCAGAGAACUCCCAGCAAUUUGGCUCCCGUGAGAGCAACCCUCCCCGUAGAGUCAACGAGGUAGAGACUUCAUCCUUACAGCAGCAACUGUCAGAAUUGACGUCAGUUGUUAGGCAAUUAGCCAUGAGAGACGCACCCCGAGCGAAGAUGUGUGGAAUAUGCACUAGCAUGGACCAUUGCACAGACUCGUGCCCCAUUUUGCAAGAGGACGGGGCGGAACAGGUAAACAUGGUCGGAGGCGUGCCUGCGCCCCGCAGGCAGUACGACCCAUACUCCAAUACGUACAAUCCGGGUUGGAGGGACCAUCCCAAUCUCAGUUAUGGGAACAGGCAACAAAAUGCAUUUCCAAAUCGUCCACCAGGAUUCCACCAGCCAUGGCAACCAAAAUCGCAACCUUCGUCCUCCAACUCAGGAAGUUCUCUGGAGGACCUAGUCAAAAACCUGGCCACGACUACUACCAACCUGGCCACGACUACUACCCAGCUUCAACAGGAGAUCAGAUCCUUAGCCGCGAAUACCGCGCAGCUCCAGCAGGACACCAAAGCUGACAAGAAGGACCAAGACAUUCGAAUAAGCCAACUGGCAAUUGCCAUCAACCGCUUGGAGUCCCACGUUUAUGGGAAACUGCCAUCGCAACCCGAGAUAAAUCCCAGGAAUGUAAGUGCCAUGACGCUGAGGAGUGGCAAGGAACUGGAAGGGCCUAAAGUGGAAAGUUCAAAAAGCAAAAGUGAAGAGGAGAUAGAGAAGGAAAUCGAAGAGGAAGGGCGUAUUCGCAAGGAUCCUAAGGUACCCAAGUACGCAAAGUUCUUGAAAGACUUGUGCGUUAACAAAAGAAAGCUAAGGGGUGAUGAAAGAGUGAUGGUGGGAGAGAAUGUAUCAGCUGUACUUCAAAGGAAACUCCCACCCAAAUGCGGAGAUCCAGGAUCAGUGCAUAUUGCUACUAGUUCACCCUUGAGAGUUUCUAGCUACGUACCACUCCUGGUCCGAAUCUCUAUUGUCUCCGGUGACUGCAUCCAUGUUGAGCUUCGUAGUCCCAUAUCUCUGGGACUACUGCUAUUAUUCUCGCCUUGUGCUUCUACGAAUUGGCAGGCAUUUUUUGUUCGACAAAAAUGA
This is a messenger RNA of Coffea eugenioides, 1725 nucleotides long. RefSeq lists its product as uncharacterized. Lineage: Eukaryota; Viridiplantae; Streptophyta; Magnoliopsida; Gentianales; Rubiaceae. The record is from RefSeq and is a predicted model, not a curated record. The coding region runs from base 1 to 1725 and encodes 574 amino acids. The transcript has 3 exons.